AACCACACUCAGCAAGUCCAUGUGCCUGUUUCUCCUGUUGUUUUGUUUACUAGGGUCUCGGUUUGGGACGACAAGAUAUUUCUCAGACACUUCUUCCAGGAGCAGCCUUCUGUGAGACUUGCCUCUUCCACAGCAGUCCCAACAUCAACAAAGAUGAUGAAACACUUGUUGACAUGGACCUCUGUCCUGGGCUCACUUGCUGCUGCUGAGCAGCCGUCGGCUCCAAAGCCCGUGGCAGCACCCAUGAGGGACUUGCCAUGGGGCCAGUUAAACUUCUUGCAAACCACCGAUACUCAUGGCUGGCAUGCAGGGCACCUUCAAGAACCACAAUACUCAGCCGACUGGGGCGACUAUAUCUCUUUCGCGGACCGGAUGCGUAGGAAGGCAGACGAUAUGGGAGUUGAUGUUCUUCUUAUCGAUACAGGCGAUCGGAUAGAAGGAAACGGACUCUACGAUGCUUCAGACCCGAAGGGAGAAUAUACCUACGAUAUCUUCAAAGAACAGACUAUCGAUGUGCUGUCUACAGGAAAUCACGAAUUAUACCAGGCAGAUGCUGCUCAGAGAGAGUACGAGAAGACCGUGCCAAACUUCAAGGGGAAUUAUUUGGCAUCAAAUUUGGAUUAUAUAAACCCGAAGACCGGACAGGCAAUUCCAAUGGCACAACGUUUUCGCAAGUUCACCACCAAGAACCAAGGUAUAAGAGUUCUUGCCUUUGGGUUCUUGUUUGAUUUUACUGGAAAUGCAAACAAUACUGUCGUACAGCCGGUGGAAAAGACGAUCGAAGAGAAAUGGUUUCAAGAUGCUAUUAGAGAGGAUGUGGAUUUGUUCUUGGUUGCAGGUCACGUCACUCCUCGUGGACCAGAAUACAAGGCGAUUUAUAAGGCGAUCAGAAGCCAAAAAUGGGAUACACCUAUCCAAUUCUUCGGGGGUCACAGUCAUAUUCGAGACUUCACAAAAUACGAUUCCAAGGCAUAUGGCUUACAGAGUGGAAGGUAUAUGGAGACCAUCGGGUGGCUCUCUAUUGAUGGAAUUAAGGGGAAGGGGAAGAACAAGAACCCCAAGGAAGUUGAGAAAGAAGCCAGCUACAAUGUGCAGCGAAGAUACAUCGACAACAAUCUGUACGGCUACUAUUACCACACCGGCUUAAACGAGUCAACUUUCCCAACCGAGCACGGCAAAAAUGUAUCGGGCUUCAUCCACGAAGCCAGAAAAUCGUUGAAGCUAGAUUACAACUAUGGCUGCGCACCAAAAGACCUCUGGCUCAACAGAGCUCCAUAUCCCAGCAAUGAUAGUCUUCUCACCUGGCUAGAGAACGAAGUCAUGCCCGACAUCGUUGUCAGCAAAGAGCGAAAAGGUGUCCCCACCCUGGCUAUCACCAACAGCGGCGCCAUGAGAUUCGAUAUUUUCAAAGGAAGUUUCUCUCGCGAUACAACAUACAUCAUCUCCCCAUUCGUCAGCAAACUCAACUACAUCAAAGACGUCCCCUACAAAUCAGCAAAGGGUCUUCUCAAACUCCUCAACAACAAUGGGCCUAUCUUUUCCACUUCUGGUCUCCAUACCUCACAGUUAGCUCCGCCUGAACAGUUGUCAAUCCUCACCGAUGUCAUCGCUCCUACCCAUUCAGCACAGGAUGUCUACACUUCCGACUCCGCUCAAGCUCCACUUCUCUCCUCCACCUCACCUGAUCUCAUUCCCGGCUACACAACGAAAGACGAUGGCGGCGGCGACGGAGACGAUACUCUCCACGCGCCUAUAUCCUUCUAUCAAGUCCCCAACUGCAUCCAGAGCCCGAUUUCAUUCCCCGCAUCAGGCGACCCUGAAAAGGUGGAUGUCGUGUUUGUUGAUUUCAUCCAGCCGUGGGUUCUGCUGGCGUUGCAGUUUUCUGGUGAGGGGUAUACGAGUGAUGAUGUGGAGGUUUAUAGUGACGAGACGCUGACGGAUAUGAUGGCUGGAUGGAUUAAGAAGAAUUGGGGGCAGGAUUGUUAG
Cadophora gregata is the source of this 1986-nucleotide messenger RNA. RefSeq lists its product as uncharacterized. Gene Ontology annotation, cellular component: cytosol. Gene Ontology annotation, biological process: nucleotide catabolic process. Bases 154 to 1986 code for a protein of 610 amino acids. The transcript has 2 exons. The record is from RefSeq and is a predicted model, not a curated record. Lineage: Eukaryota; Fungi; Ascomycota; Leotiomycetes; Helotiales; Ploettnerulaceae. Gene Ontology annotation, molecular function: hydrolase activity.